This is a messenger RNA of Mustela lutreola (European mink), 8768 nucleotides long. It is a transcript of the gene ZC3H12C, whose product is annotated as zinc finger CCCH-type containing 12C. Lineage: Eukaryota; Metazoa; Chordata; Mammalia; Carnivora; Mustelidae. Gene Ontology annotation, molecular function: RNA endonuclease activity; metal ion binding; mRNA binding. The coding region runs from base 344 to 2995 and encodes 883 amino acids. Gene Ontology annotation, cellular component: cytoplasmic ribonucleoprotein granule; nucleus. The record is from RefSeq and is a predicted model, not a curated record. The transcript is spliced from 6 exons.
UCCAGCAGCAGGUGCUGGUUUGCCAACCUCGGCUCCAGAGGAGGCGAAGGAGGAGAAGGGAAAGAGGGAAGGGGAGGAGGAAGCGGCGCAGCGGCUGCGGCUGCGGGCGGGCGGGCGGCCGAGGAGCGAGGCGGCCGGCGGGAGAGCCGAGUUCGCUGUCGCCCGCGGAGCAGCGGCGCGGGCGGCGGGCGAGCCGAAGCCGCGGCGGGCGGGCGGGCAGGCAUGGGGGAGCCUCCCGCUCGCCCCGCGCCCUAGCGGCGGCCGCGGCGGCCCAGGGCGGAGGCGAGAGGCGGCCGCCCGCUGCAGGGCCCCGGGGCCGCCCCGGCUUCCAGGGCAUGUCGUGAUGGCCGCUCAGAGGAGACCGCAAGAAUACGGGGUGCUUUGCAUUCAGGAAUACAGAAAAAAUAGCAAAGUGGAGUCAAGUACACGUAACAGCUUCAUGGGCUUGAAGGAUCAUCUGGGGCACGAUCUCGGCCACCUCUAUGUGGAGAGCACCGACCCACACUCAAGUGCACCCGUGCCGUGGUCGAUGGUAGAGAAGCCGACCAUGGAUCAAGUGCACUCGGGGAAGGAGGAGAAAGACGCGCCGGGAGGGAACGCGAGCUCGGGCGACUCGGACGGAAGCGCACAUUCUGAUAACGAGUCCGAACGACUGCGCGUGUCGGUGGAGCCGUGCUUGGUGACCAAGACUCACAGACAGCUGUGCCGGUCCCCCUGCUUGCAGCCCCGCGCGCUGACACGCAGUGACCUGCUGCGAGACUUGGAGCCCGCGGAGGCGCCGGCGGCGUGCGGGGAGGCGGCGCAGCCCGCUGACGCGGUGCGGGAGUACCAGACCAAGCUGGAGUUCGCGCUGAAGCUGGGCUACUCGGAGGAGCAGGUGCAGCUCGUGCUCCACAAGCUCGGGACCGACGCCUUGAUCAACGACAUCCUGGGAGAGCUGGUCAAGCUGGGGAACAAGAGCGACGCCGAGCCGGCCGCGAGCGCCGUGCCCAGCGCGCCGCGGGACUCGUCGUCCCUGGAGUCCCAGCGCUCCGACUCGCCAAUGCAGGAGCCGCUCGCGGACGACGGCGAGAACCUGAGGCCGGUGGUCAUCGACGGCAGCAACGUGGCCAUGAGCCAUGGAAACAAAGAAGUAUUUUCCUGCCGGGGAAUCAAGUUGGCAGUGGACUGGUUUUUGGAAAGAGGCCACAAAGAUGUUACAGUUUUUGUUCCGGCUUGGAGAAAAGAGCAGUCCCGACCCGAUGCUGUCAUCACAGAUCAGGAAAUCCUGCGGAAGCUAGAGAAGGAGAAAAUCCUGGUGUUCACGCCAUCACGGCGUGUGCAGGGCAGACGCGUGGUGUGCUACGAUGACCGGUUCAUCGUGAAGCUGGCUUUUGAGUCAGACGGGAUCAUCGUGUCCAAUGACAACUACAGGGACCUGGCCAAUGAGAAACCCGAGUGGAAGAAGUUCAUAGAUGAGCGACUAUUGAUGUAUUCCUUCGUCAACGACAAGUUCAUGCCCCCUGAUGACCCUCUUGGCAGACACGGCCCCAGCCUGGAUAAUUUUCUGAGGAAGAAACCUAUCGUUCCUGAACACAAAAAGCAGCCUUGUCCAUACGGGAAGAAGUGCACCUACGGCCACAAGUGCAAAUACUACCAUCCCGAGCGGGGCAGCCAGCCGCAGCGCUCGGUGGCCGACGAGCUUCGGGCCAUGUCUAGAAACACCGCGGCCAAAACGGCCAACGAGGGAGGGCUGGUGAAGAGCAACAGUGUGCCCUGCAGCACGAAAGCCGACGGCACCGCCGACGCCAAGCGCGGUGCUCCCAAGAGGCAGUCGGACCCCAGCAUAAGGACCCAAGUCUACCAAGACCUCGAGGAAAAGCUUCCCACCAAAAACAAAUUGGAAACCAGGUCUGUCCCUUCUUUAGUCAGUAUCCCGGCUACUUCCACCGCAAAACCCCAAAGCGCUCCGUCUCUAAGCAAUGGCCUUCCAUCUGGAGUUCACUUCCCACCUCAGGAUCAAAGACCACAGGGACAAUAUCCUCCGCUGAUGAUGGCAACCAAAAAUCACGGAACGCCAAUGCCUUACGAACAGUAUCCCAAGUGCGACUCGCCCGUGGACAUCGGAUACUAUUCCAUGUUGAACGCGUACUCCAACCUGAGCAUCUCAGGCCCACGAAGUCCCGAAAGGCGUUUCUCCCUGGACACAGAUUACAGGAUCAGCUCCGUCGCCUCUGACUGCAGUAGCGAAGGGAGCAUGAGCUGUGGGAGCAGUGAUUCCUACGUGGGGUACAACGACCGGUCCUACGUCAGCUCGCCCGACCCUCAGCUGGAAGAGAGUCUCAAGUGUCAACACAUGCACCCGCACAGCCGCCUUAACUCCCAGCCCUUCCUGCAGACUUUCCACGACCCCCUAGCUAGAGUGCAAAGUUACAGUCACGAAGAACCAAAGUACCAUCACAAGCCUCCUCUGCCCCACCUGGCCGUGCACCUGCCGCACCCCGCGGCGGGCGCGCGCUCCAGCUGCCCCGGAGACUACCCCUCCCCGCCCGGCUCCGCGCACUCCAAGGCGCCGCACCUGGGCCGCUCGCUGGUGGCCACGCGGCUGGACAGCAUCUCGGACUCGCGGCUGUACGACAGCUCUCCCUCCCGACCGAGGAAGCCUUACUCCCACCAGGACGGGCUGGCGAGCUGGGAGCGGCAGAGCUACGGCCUGGACGCCUAUGGCUACCGGCAGACCUACUCCCUGCCCGACAACCCCACGCAGCCGGGCUACGAGCAGUUCCCCUUCCAGAGCCUCCCCGAGCCGCCGGAGCCCGCGUGGCGCGUCCCCUACUGCGCGGUGCCGCCGGACGCCCCGCGGUACCAGGACAACCGAGAGAAGAUCUACAUCAACCUGUGCAACAUCUUCCCCCCGGACCUCGUGCGGACGGUCAUGAAGCGGAACCCGCACGUGACAGACGCCCAGCAGCUGGCCGCCGCCAUUCUCGUGGAGAAGUCGCAGCUGGGCUACUGAGAGACGAUGCAUCUUCGUGGUGUUUAGUAGUUUUUUGUUCAGCUCAAAUGCUGAGGGAGGUUUGCUACAAUAGCACACGUGAUCUCCUUGGCGCAAGGAGGUUAUAUAGUAUCCAUUUAUGUGAACUACUGUAUCAUGGAAUCUGGACGUAGAGCCCCCCAGAGCGGAAGUGGCACGGGAUCGCUUUACAUCCAAACUUUUUUUUAAAACCUUUCCUUUUUAAAAGCUCUCUCCUCGGCUGGAAGUUGUUCCAGUUUGAUUUAUUAGAUGUCUCUGUGAUCUUUGAUAUUAAUCUUUGGUGCAUCAGGGGUUUAUAUGCAGCACUUUUUAUCCUUGUUUCGUGUUUUAUUACCUUGGUGUUUGUCUAUCAAUUGCAAGCAAUUACAAUACUUUCCGAAUGUCGGACCUUUGACUAGACCCUAGCCAACUAUUUUUGCAAGCCAAGCUUAAUUGGAAUCUUUUACAGCUUUUUAAGUUAUUUUUAUUUGGGGAAGGUGGGCUUCUUUGUGCUAUAAUCAUUAUUUAUAGAAACAAAGAUAUACUACAGCACUGACUUUAUAUUUUAAACAAAAUGUAAGUUACCAGUUUAUAUGGAAAUGGGUAACAGUCUAUAUUAGAAUGAUUUACAGUACGGCACUUUUCAUUGUUUUGUUUUUGUUUGGAUUUUUUUUUUCCCUCCCCGUUAGGUAAUUAGUUAAUUUAAUAUGGUUGACUUAAAGGAAAGCAGAUGCAAUCAAUGGAAAAAGUUGUUUCCUUUUUUUUUUUUUUAAGAAGGCAAAAGCCGUAACUGUGCCAGUUUAGAGCUUUGUGACCCAGCGCUGAUGUGCUUCUAGGCAGUAGAAAAUGGAACUGAAUUCCCAGAUUCUCAUUAACCUGUAUUUUUAAUGUGUUCGUCCUUUUUGUUUCGGGGCACAGCAAGACUGGAUAAAAGAACCCUUUCACAGUACUUGCCUGUUUUUAAUGAAUCUAAUUAUUCUCAAUGCAACUUUUAUAUUUAAUAUACUCUUCGCUUUCCUGCUAUUUAUCAAGGCUGGCCUGAGGUGGGUGUACGUGUUGAGGAUAUGCAAAAUUUAUUGAUACUGCACUAUAGGAAGGGUGGUGGAGGCAUUUUAAGUGGUAACUUAAAAAUGUUUGUAAGAUACUGUAUAUUUUCCAUUUUCCUGAAGGUAGUUUUUGGGGGGCCUGUUAUAUUAUUAAGGCCAGAUUCUUGCCACAAAUAGUGUAGUUUUAGCUACAGACUAAAGUCUGUUCUAGUAUUAGUAAGGGAUAUUUCUGGUUUCAAAGUGGGUUUUGCUAGAUGGGAAUUCCUUUUUGUUCUCAGCAGACAGACCUUUGCAUUGAGGGUAGAGGGUCGUGUACCUCACACGACUUCACUGUCGCCUCCAGGCUCCGAAUUUCACUUUGCAUGACAGACUCCUAGUCUGUGUCUGUGUCUGCCUCGAUGCCCUGGGUAUUCUGACCAUUCUCCAUGCUACAGUUGGAAGUAAAGCCCUGAAAAAGCCAGAAAGUACCUUUUACUGUUGAUACAAAUUGUAUCUUUUUAACUAUAAGAACUAUUUUGAUUUGUAGAUCUAGUGAAAACACAAAUGUGUAACUAUGAUUAGACUUUUGGGCAACAUUUUAUCCCUUAUUUAAGUACAAAUUUUUAAAGUAAAAUUGAGGUCUAGGAUAGGGUAGAAAAAUAUAAGUAACAAUUUAGGUAAAUAAAAGUGUCUGUCUUAGUUUUAUAGACUAUAUUAAAAUAUAUUCAAUACAGUUAUUGGCAUUUUCUUUCUCCUAAAACUUACCUAGUGAGAACUUAAAAAUAAAGGUAAAAUGCUGCCUGAAAAUAAUGUCCAAGCACCUUUGACUAGGAUAACAUUUUCACUACUUGUGUGACACUGUGUGUUGCAUGAAGUAGGAUUUGGGUAUACAGUAAAUGCUUCUAAAAGGCAUUGUGCAUAUUGACAUAUCCAAUAAUCUGAACCGUGUUCAGCAAACUUAAUUCAGGAAAGUGGUGUUCUACACAAUUACUGGUGGUGUGGAGCUGAGUGUGGCCCUCCUCUGGACCCAGAAACAAUGCAGACGUUGCCACACACACCAUCUGAGCGAGGUCUGGGGGCGACCCUGCUCGCUUUGUCAAGCUCUUCUCCCUGAUUCCGUCGGUCACUCUCCGUAGAACAAGUUUAAGUGUAGGAGUAAACGAGUGCCAAAACUAGGGUUACAGAUGUGGAGUACCUUUUCUUUUAGUCCUGUUCUAAGCCUUUUCUUUUUUUUUUUUCCAGUAUGAAAUCCUUUUUAAAUUGUAGGUUUCGCUCCCAUUUUCGUCACGUUAGCAUUUUCACUCUCUGAAGACUCUGCCAAAGUGCACUAAACCUGUUUCAGUGAGAUCGCCCAUGCUGCGGAUCUCACUUUUAGUCUGAGCUCCUCGUGGUGUCCGCUUACUGUCUGUCGCCGCUCCGUGCGUUCCGGACUGGGGGAGGGGAGUGCAGCUCGCCACUACCUGUCCCGAAGUGAAUAGCCCUCAACUGCUCACACCGAAAUCCUUCAGUAUAGUGACCUGUUAGGGAAGAAAGAGCAGUUUUCUUAGGUCAAGCGGACAAGGUGUCCCCCUCCCUUUUUCUUUUCUUUUUUUUUUUAAACACCCGUGUUGCUUUCAGAGCUUAAGAAUGAGAUUUUUGGCAGAGUUUUGAUACAGCAAAUUCUUAAUUCUCUAAAGCAAUAAGUAAAAGGAUCCAUCACUAAAUUAAAUCCAUAGCUGACUCCGAACCUUCGUUGUAGCCAAAACUUUAACCUUAAUCCUAUCUUCUACCAGCCGUGCUAGUAGGUAACUGGAGAGGGAGGGGUUAGCAGAGAAACUGCCCAGAGUGGUCCACUGAUGGGAGAGAAAGAAUUUGGAUUGGAAUAUUCUGCCCCCGAACGCUGGACAGUUGACUGUCCUUUCCCCAGUAAUUAGCCGGUUCACUGUCUCUGUGUCUCCAUACAGAGGGAGCAGCAUGCAGCUGGCCAAAUCCUGGCCCUCAUGGUUUCCUCCCUGUGCGCGAUACGUCCGUUUUUCCGUCCGUUUAUGACCUCUGUAUCCUGAUAGAGUUUGUCUCUGACCUCAACAUUUGAAAGAAACGCAUGCCAGUAUCCAGUGUGUGAGGAUACUGGUAGAAACUUGAACUUUGUGCUUUUAUGAAAUUUCCUUUAUGAGAAUAUGUAAUAUAACUUUAAAAAGAGCAUUUUUAUAUGUAUAUACAUACAUGCCUACAUACUUGUCCUGAAGUAUUACAGACGGGAGAGGGUGUCACGCCGUUGGUGGCUCACCUUCGUUCCCUCCGUUGGACUCUGUCUGACUUGUGGAGGACCAAGCCUGGAGUCUGGAGGACCAACCAUAAGAUUCUAGAACCACUUGAAUGGAAAGCAACUCUUCAGUGGUUUUAUUCCUGGUAUUUUUAAAGAGUUAUUUUGAUAAUUUUAAUAGAAUGUGUAAUUUUAAAACACACAAAAAACUUAAAGUAGUAUUGAUUAUACAGAUAAUUAUUUAACAUGUCUUUUACGGUUGUAUCUAUGUAUAUGGACAGUAAUAUAUUUAUAAAACAAAUAUACUUUACGUUGUAGCUCUUAGUUUGUGAUAGGUUAGAUAGGGCUUGAGAUAUGUAUGUGUGUGUGCUUUGAAAACUCUCAAGCUGUCCCCUCUCCUCCUACUCCCCCCCCCCCCCGCCAUUUAAUGGCACUGGCCCUAAGGUAGAUUUGUUUCUGUUCUCGUUUUUGCUCUCCGACUGACUUACUCAAGGCGAGCUUUCUAGGUCUAACACCCACAAAUAAAAUGGAAGUGUCAAAUCCAGGAACUACACAUGUGCAUUAGUGUCAGAGAAAGUGGAGCUGAUCAAAGUUAGAGAAACACGCGGUGUUUCCAAUGGGCCUGGCCAGCUCCCGAGGGCAGGGACUGACCAACUCUCUCAGUCACGGAUCAGGCAGGAACUAGUCCGGGCCUGGGGAAUCCUCUGGUUUCUCCAACCUGCUCACCGUUGCUCACACGGCACAGAAGCCGCCGCAGACCAGAGUGUCAGUGAGCAGGGUAGCUGUGCAGGCUGGGCUGGUGGGCAGAGUUCGAGCAUCCCUGUCCCAGGGGGAGGAAACCCAGCAUGGCUCAGCCGGAAGUUCUGACCCAUGAUAAUACAAGAAAUGAGAAGUGUUUCAGCUGACAUUCAAACACAAUGUUAUUACUGAUGGCCUUCAAAAGAGGAUUUCGAGAUGGCCCUAUUAAAGCAUCUUAAUUUCCUUGUUUCUUCUGUGAUGUCCAUUACUUACUUAUUAGAGAUACUUCUCAGUGUUAAACCGCACACAAAAAAAGCAUUCUGUCAACAGAUGUUUUAAUAAGUAUUGAAGUUUUUUCAUGAACUUUGUAUUUCUAUUGAUAAAUGGGAAUACCUUACCUACAUUUCAUUUUUUAAGGGCCUCACGGACCAAAAAUUCUGUUGUACUUUGACAAUUAGCAUGUAAUUAGCCACAAAAUAUUUUAAAGACUGUGUUUGUCAGUUACAUCUUUCUGCUGGUUUUUUGACUUCUAAAAAAUGACAGAUGUGCCCUUCUUUAAAAAUGGUUUUAAAGAAGAAAAAUAUAUUGUAAUUUCACAUACUAUAGCUUUAUUCUGUAAGAUUAAAAAUUGUGACUAGUGUAAUUGUAGCUAAAAUGUGCAUUUGCUGUUUGUGACUCUUAAGAAACCAAGCGUAUCCCUGCUUUCUCUGUCCAGACCUUUAGUAUAGAUCUUUUUAGACACCUUAGGACUGUCGUUGGUGAACGAUAUUGUUGACACGAUCAUGUGUGAUUUUAAAUUCAUUGAAACUACAUACUGCUGACCGUCUUCGUUCUCAGUGCUUGAUAAAUUGUGUUGACAUUAUAAACAUUUUCAUAAGAUCAUUAAAUAGUUUUGAACGUUACCAUCCACUUCAGUCAUACUUUCUUAUAAAAUUGGAAUAUAACGCUAGCUUUUUAAGUGUUUACGGUUCAAAAUGGUUAUUUUUUUCUUUAAAUGCCAUCUGUUAACCUUCUCUUUAUUUUGUCACAGUCACACUGUUAUGUAUUAGGAGUAGCUUUUUCCCUAUGGUCCCUAGUCUGAAGAUUUAAAAACAGUUUAAGGGUUUGACCCUUUGGCAGUUAAUUUUUUUUUUUUAAAGUCUGUCCAUCUUUUAAUUCAGUCUGAUAAAAUUUGCAAAACUUCACUUUUAAAACUUACCAAGUUGACCAACUGUCUGUAUAAGGUAUUUCAGUUGAAUAACUGUUGUCCAUUAAAGCUUUCAACGCCUCUCUUACUUAAAGCAUCGUAUGUCUCAAGGGAAGAAAAAAAAAAAUAAGACUGAAAAACAAUGGCUUGUUUUUAUACAGUGUAUGUUUUAGAUCUUCUGUUUUUUGAAAUUAUAUGUUUCCUACCUAACACAAAAUACCCACAAACACGCAGACCUCCUCAGAGACCUAAACCCACCGCUGCUGCUCUCAAACCGGAUGACGGAUCUCAUUGUUUCCUGUUAGACUGUCCCCGCCCCGCCCCCAACCCUAGUCCUAUGCUGAUGGAAUUUCCAAUUUGGUCCCUCCAACUUUUCUUAUAGGAAAAUAAGGUAAAGAAUGUUUAGAACAACCAUCCAACAAACCGAUGCAAUUUUGUUUAUCCUCUGUUUGUUCUCUGUGUCUCUGUCAUGGAAUUUUUACAACUCCAAAAACCAGUAUUUGAGACUUACUGGAAAUCCAUAUCAGAACAGCGAUGUGAAUCUGCCACUGAGAAAAAAAAAAAUUAAAAAUAUCUUUUUUUUAA